This is a messenger RNA of Phytophthora infestans T30-4, 705 nucleotides long. RefSeq lists its product as uncharacterized. The record is from RefSeq and is a predicted model, not a curated record. The transcript has 3 exons. Lineage: Eukaryota; Oomycota; Peronosporomycetes; Peronosporales; Peronosporaceae. The coding region runs from base 1 to 705 and encodes 234 amino acids.
AUGGCGGAGGAAGACAACGAACAUUCUGCAAAACUACACCGUCUGGUCUUCGCAUGCGACGUCCUAGAGGUCGAAUGUCUUCUACUGGUUGGCGAAGACUUAGCGGUGCCCUUGCAGACAGUCCCGCACCUUCGGCAAGGCGCAGGAGGCAACCGCAGUGUAGCCAGAAUGGGAUGCAUGAGUGGCACUUGCCGUGCCCGGGCGAUCCCAAGCGAAGUAUGGAAAGAUAUUAGGUUGCGUGGCGCGACGAGUGGUGCGAAUGAUGCAAGUGGCAUCAUCGUGCAGCACGUGCUUCCUGCACAUCCCGAUGAAUCCAGUGGUCGGGUGCGGAGAAGCGGUGAGGGUCGCUCAGCUGAGAUUCUGCCCUGUUGGGAACAUGCGGGGUUCAAAUCUACUCUGUUGGAAAUAGCGCGUCGAGUAGACGAGCAUGAAGGUCGGGCGCGUGCUGACGAGAAAUCCGGCGUGGGUGAGACGGAAGGAGUCUCCCCAAGCGCGCCAGGUAAGAUCAAGAUGCGGUUGACGAAACGAAGUGCGUCCCACGCCAGCGAGGAACGAAGUAGAGAUGUUGAAAGCGAGCCACAUAUGAGCGUCGUGCUCAGAUCACGCAAAGAUGAUGCCGCAUCGAGUACGGUGGCUGUGACGCUGGACUCGAGGAGCAGCAAGGCGACGGCAGGCAACGAUGCUUCUGUCGUACGAUACGAGUAA